AUGGCUGGCGGAAAGGGCAAGUCGUCUGGCGGCAAGAGCUCGGGUGGUAAGACCUCGGGUGUCGAGGGUCCCAAGAAGCAGCAGAGCCACUCUGCUCGCGCUGGUCUUCAGUUUCCUUGCGGUCGUGUCAAGCGUUUCCUGAAGCAGAACACCCAGAACAAGAUGCGCGUUGGUGCCAAGGCUGCCGUCUAUGUUACUGCCGUGCUGGAAUAUCUGACUGCUGAAGUCCUCGAACUUGCGGGCAACGCCGCCAAGGACCUCAAGGUCAAGCGUAUUACUCCCCGCCAUCUCCAGCUCGCCAUCCGUGGUGAUGAGGAGCUCGAUACCCUGAUUCGCGCCACUAUCGCCUUUGGUGGUGUCCUCCCCCACAUCAACCGCGCCCUGCUGCUCAAGGUGGAGCAGAAGAAGAAGGCCAAGGCUCAGGAGGCUUAA
Messenger RNA from Sordaria macrospora k-hell, 432 nucleotides. RefSeq lists its product as uncharacterized. Gene Ontology annotation, cellular component: nucleosome; chromatin. The record is from RefSeq and is a predicted model, not a curated record. Gene Ontology annotation, molecular function: DNA binding; structural constituent of chromatin; protein heterodimerization activity. NCBI's taxonomy places the organism in Eukaryota, Fungi, Ascomycota, Sordariomycetes, Sordariales, Sordariaceae. Gene Ontology annotation, biological process: heterochromatin formation.